CCCCCGGCACCGGCCCGGGAGGGGACGAGGGUUUGCCAGGCCCGGGGCGGGCGGGGAGGCCUCGGGGAAGGGGGGGCCCGCUCCUCAGGCGCCGAGGCUUCGAAGCUUCGGCUCCCGGCAUCUGGGCGAUGGGCUCUCUGUGAGACUGGUCCCCUCGCUGGGGGCGCGUGCGGCAGGAGGCGGCUGCCGAGUGACCGGAGCCGGGCCGCGGCCCUCCCUCGCCCUGCUCAGCCCCUCCCACCCCUGUGCCCUGGGGCUGCCACCGCCCGAGCGUCUGAGCUCGUCCCUGCCUCGCGGUGCCGCCGCCCUCAGGGCCUAGCCCGCCCUGCUCGGCGAGCGGCGGGACUUGAGCGGUCGUCGCAUCCGCAGCAUCCGCCUCGCCUCACUUCACCUCACCUCGCCUCGCCUGGGUGCCGGCUCCCCUCGCCCUGCCCCUCAUGACUGCGGCGCCUCUGCUGCCACAGCCCUGCCGGCCGCCGCGCGCCGCAGGAUGGAUGCGGACCGUGCGGCGCUAACCCCCGUGGCUCUGCACCUGAAUCUCCCGCCGACGAGCCCGCCUCGUGAGCCGCAGCAGCUUCGGUGCCAGCAGCCGCCGCCGCAGCUGGGCCCAGAGUCCCGUGUCGCCUUCGGGGCUCCUUGUCAGUGUUGAGUGGGGAGUCGUCCGGUCCGGGUCGCUCCGAACCCGCUGUAGGAGCGGUGCCCUGCAGACCUUCGCGGCUCCUGCGGGUGGGCCCUUCUUCCUCUUUUCAUUCUCCUAUCCAGCCGCUCGCCUCACCCAGCGGACCAACCAUGUCUGGCGGCGCCGCAGAGAAGCAGAGCAGCACUCCGAGCUCUCUGUUCCUCUCGCCGCCGGCGCCAGCCCCCAAGAAUGGCUCCAGCUCUGAUUCCUCUGUGGGCGAGAAACUGGGGGCCGCGGCGACCGAUGCUGGAACUGGUAGGACCGAGGAGUACCGGCGCCGCCGCCACACUAUGGACAAGGACAGCCGUGGGGCGGCCGCCACCACUACCACCACCGAGCACCGCUUCUUCCGACGGAGCGUCAUCUGCGACUCUAAUGCUACUGCGUUGGAGCUGCCUGGCCUCCCUUUCUCGAUUCCCCAGCCCGGCGUCCCCGCGGUUGUUCCGCAGAUUGCUCCAUCAGAGCCCCACCGGGAGGAGACCUUGACUACUACCGCCGUUUCCCAGGUGGCCCAGCAGCCCCCAGUCACUGCUGCCCCUGGAGAACAAGCUGUCGCGGGCCCUGUCACCUCGACUGCCCCAAGCAGUACCAGCAAAGACCGCCCAGUUUCCCAGCCCAACCUCGUGGGGAGCAAAGAGGAGCCACCACCGGCGAGAAGUGGAAGUGGUAGCGGUGGUGGCAGCGCCAAGGAGCUGCAGGAGGAACAGAGACAGCAACAGGAUGAUAUCGAAGAGCUGGAGACCAAGGCCGUGGGAAUGUCCAAUGACGGCCGCUUUCUCAAGUUUGACAUCGAAAUCGGCAGAGGCUCCUUUAAGACAGUCUACAAAGGUCUGGACACUGAAACCACUGUGGAAGUCGCCUGGUGUGAACUGCAGGAUCGAAAGUUAACAAAAUCUGAAAGGCAGAGAUUUAAAGAAGAGGCUGAAAUGUUAAAGGGUCUUCAGCAUCCCAAUAUUGUUCGAUUCUAUGAUUCCUGGGAAUCCACAGUAAAAGGAAAGAAGUGCAUUGUUUUGGUGACUGAGCUUAUGACAUCUGGAACACUUAAAACGUACCUGAAAAGGUUUAAAGUGAUGAAGAUCAAAGUUCUAAGAAGCUGGUGCCGGCAGAUCCUUAAAGGACUUCAGUUUCUUCACACUCGAACUCCACCUAUUAUUCACCGGGAUCUUAAAUGUGACAAUAUCUUUAUCACUGGCCCUACAGGCUCAGUUAAGAUUGGAGACCUUGGCCUGGCAACUCUGAAGCGAGCUUCUUUUGCCAAGAGUGUGAUAGGUACUCCAGAGUUCAUGGCCCCUGAAAUGUAUGAGGAGAAAUAUGAUGAGUCCGUUGAUGUUUAUGCUUUUGGGAUGUGCAUGCUUGAGAUGGCUACAUCUGAAUAUCCAUACUCGGAAUGCCAAAAUGCUGCGCAGAUCUACCGUCGAGUGACCAGUGGAGUGAAGCCAGCCAGUUUUGACAAAGUAGCAAUUCCUGAAGUGAAGGAAAUCAUCGAAGGAUGUAUACGGCAAAACAAAGAUGAACGAUAUUCCAUCAAAGACCUCUUGAACCAUGCCUUCUUCCAGGAGGAAACAGGGGUACGGGUAGAAUUAGCAGAAGAAGAUGAUGGAGAAAAAAUAGCUAUUAAAUUAUGGCUGCGUAUUGAGGAUAUUAAGAAAUUAAAGGGCAAGUACAAAGACAAUGAAGCUAUCGAGUUUUCCUUUGACUUGGAGAGAGAUGUACCAGAAGAUGUUGCUCAAGAAAUGGUAGAAUCUGGGUAUGUCUGUGAAGGUGAUCAUAAGACCAUGGCUAAAGCUAUCAAAGACAGAGUGUCAUUAAUUAAGAGAAAACGAGAGCAGCGGCAGUUGGUUCGAGAAGAGCAAGAAAAGAGAAAACAGGAGGAGAGCAGUCUUAGACAGCAGGCUGAACAACAAUCAAGUGUUCCUUCUCAGACAGGAAUCAAGCAGGUCCCUUCUGCUAGCACUACUGCUUCUGCCACUUCAGCUUCAGUAUCUACACAAGUAGAACCUGAAGAGCCUGAGGCAGAUCAACAUCAACAACUACAGUACCAGCAACCUAGUAUAUCUGUAUUAUCUGAUGGGACAGUUGACAGUGGUCAAGGAUCUUCCGUCUUCACAGAAUCUCGAGUGAGCAGUCAACAGACAGUUUCAUAUGGUUCCCAACAUGAACAGGCACAUUCUACUGGCACAGUCCCAGGGCAUACAGCUUCCAUUGCCCAAGCACAGUCUCAGACCCAUGGAGUAUACCCACCCUCGAGUAUGCCUCAGUCCAUGGCGCAUCCGUGUGGGGGUACCCCAACAUACCCAGAAUCACAGAUAUUUUUCCCAACUAUUCAUGAACGUCCAGUUUCUUUUUCACCACCUCCCACCUGUCCACCGAAAGUAGCCAUUUCCCAGCGACGUAAGAGCACCUCCUUCCUGGAAUCCCAAACUCGCCAUUUCCAACCCCUGCUGAGGACUGUUGGCCAAAAUCUUCUUCCACCUGGUGGCAGCCCAACUAACUGGACACCAGAGGCUGUAGUUAUGUUGGGCACUACAGCCAGUAGAGUAACUGGAGAUCUGUGUGACAUACAGGUCCAUCCUAUGUUUGAGUCAUCUCAAGUUUGCAAUGACUAUAGACCUGGACUAGUACUUCCAGAAGAAGCGCACUAUUUUAUUCCUCAGGAAGCAGUGUAUGUAGCAGGGGUACAUUACCAGGCCCAGGUGGCAGAACAGUAUGAGGGCAUUUCAUACAACUCACCAGUACUCUCAAGUCCUAUGAAACAGAUACCUGAACAGAAGCCAGUACAAGGGGUCCCUACAUCAAGUUCUGUCUUUGAAUUUCCAUCUGGACAGGCUUUCCUGGUAGGACACCUUCAGAAUUUAAGAUUAGAUUCUGGAUUGAGUCCAGGAUCUCCCCUCUCUAGUAUUUCUGCACCUAUCAGUACAGAUGCUACACGUUUGAAAUUUCACCCUGUCUUUGUUCCUCAUUCUGCACCCGCUGUGUUAACUCAUAGCAAUGAGAGCAGAAGCAACUGUGUAUUUGAAUUUCAUGCUCAAACAUCAAGCUGUUCUUCAGGAGAAGGAGGUGGAAUUUUACCUCAGCGUACUUACCGAAAUCGACAGGUUGCAGUGGACUCAAAUCAGGAAGAACCGCCUCCUCAGUCAGUUGGAUUACAUGGCUACCUACAGCCUGUGACUGAAGAACAGCGUAAUUAUCAUACCCCAGAAUUGACUGUUUCUGUGGUAGAGCCUAUCGGACAGAACUGGCCAAUAGGAAGCCCAGAGUAUUCCAGUGAUUCCUCACAAAUCACUUCUUCAGAUCCCAGUGAUUUUCAGUCACCUCCCCCUACAGGGGGAACAGCUGCACCUUCUGGCUCUGACGUCUCAUUACCCUUUAUCCAUCUGCCUCAGACAGUGUUACAAGAAUCCCCACUUUUCUUCUGUUUCCCCCAAGGAACCACAUCUCAGCAGGUCUUAUCGGCCUCAUUUUCUUCAGGAGGAUCUUCACUCCAUCCACAGGCGCAGGGUCAGAGCCAGGGCCAACUAUCUUCAAGUAGUUUAGCAGGGGUUCCAUCUUCCCAGCCCAUCCAACAUCCUCAGCCGCAGGGAAUACAACAGACAGCCCCUCCUCAACAGACAGUACAGUAUUCACUUCCACAAACAACAGCCUCCACUGAGGCCACUACUGCACAGCCAGUGAGUCAACCUCAAGCUCCACAGGUCUUGCCUCAAGUGUCAGCUGGAAAACAGGGCUUCCCACCUCGACUGCCACCACAAUACCCAGGAGAUUCAAAUAUUACUCCCUCUUCCAACGUGGCUUCUGUUUGCAUCCAUUCUACAGUCCUAUCCCCUCCCUUGCCUACAGAAGCAUUGGCUACAUCAGGUUAUUUUUCUACAGUGGUGCAGCCUUAUGUGGAAUCAAAUAUUUUGGUUCCUGUGGGCAGUAUAGGAGGACAGGUUCAAGUGUCCCAGCCAGCAGUGAGUUUAGCACAACAAUCCCCCACUACAUCCUCCCAGCAAGCAGUUCUGGAGAGUACUCAGGGAGUCUCUCAGGUUGCUCCUCCAGAGCCAGUUCCAGUAGCACAGUCACAACCAACCCAACCUGUCACUUUGGUGUCCUCUAUAGACAGCGCGCACUCAGAUGUUGCUUCAGGUAUGAGUGAUGGCAAUGAGAAUGCCCCAUCAUCCAGUGGAAGGCAUGAAGGGAGAACAGCAAAACGGCAUUAUCGAAAAUCUGUAAGAAGUCGCUCUCGUCAUGAAAAGACUUCACGCCCAAAAUUGAGAAUUUUAAAUGUUUCAAACAAAGGAGACCGGGUAGUAGAAUGUCAAUUAGAGACUCAUAAUCGGAAAAUGGUUACAUUCAAAUUUGACCUAGAUGGUGACAACCCCGAGGAGAUAGCAACAAUUAUGGUAAACAAUGACUUUAUUCUAGCAAUAGAGAGAGAGUCAUUUGUGGAUCAAGUGCGGGAAAUUAUUGAAAAAGCUGAUGAAAUGCUUAGUGAGGAUGUCAGUGUGGAACCGGAGGGUGACCAGGGAAUGGAAAGUCUGCAGGGAAAGGAUGACUAUGGUUUUUCAGGUUCUCAGAAAUUGGAAGGAGAAUUCAAACAACCAGUUCCCACAUCUUCCAUGCCACAGCAAAUCGGUGUUCCUACCAGUUCUUUAACUCAAGUUGUUCAUUCUGCUGGAAGACGGUUUAUAGUGAGUCCUGUGCCAGAAAGUAGAUUACGAGAAUCCAAAGUUUUCACCAGUGAAAUAUCAGACACAGUUGCUCCCUCUAUACCUCAGGGCCCUGGAAUGAAUUUGUCUCACUCUGCUUCAUCCCUUAGUCUCCAGCAGGCCUUUUCUGAACUUAGACAUGCCCAAAUGACUGAAGGACCCAACACAGCACCUCCAAACUUUAGUCACACAGGACCAACAUUUCCUCCUUUCUUGGGUAGCAUUGCCGGAGGCCCAACCACAGCAGCAGCCACACCUUCAGUAUCAGUUCCUGUAUCAAGCGGCUCUCUUAAUGACAUUUCCACAUCAGUAAUUCAGACUGAGGUUACAGUACCCACUGAAAAAGGGAUUGCUGGAGUUGCCACCAGCACAGGAGUGGUUAUGUCAAGUUGUCUUCCUGUACCACCUGUGUCUGAGUCACCAGUACUUGCCAGUGUGGGUUCAAGUGUCACAAUACCUGCAGUUGUCUCAAUGUCCACAACAUCCCAGCCAGUACAGGCCCCCACAUCUGGGAGCAUUGUUUCUAGUACAGGCGCUUUUCCUUCUAUGACAGUUUCAACAGCUUCAACCUCUGCAGUGGGCAGUACUGCUGCCCCAGGUGCUAAGCCUCCAGCUGUGUUAUCUCAGCAUACAGCAAGCACUACUGGGGUAGCCACAGUAACAUCAGUUUCUGCCUCCACUCCAUUCCCAACCAUAGCUUCACAGCCAUCCCUUCAGCUUAGUAGCAGCACCUCUGCCCCUACUCUAGCUGAAACAGUGGUGGUUAGUGCACACUCACUGGACAAAACAUCUUAUAGCAGUACAACUGGAUUAGCUUUGUCUCUCUCUGCACCAUCUUCCUCUUCCUCUCCUGGAGUAGGAGUGGCUAGUUCUGUUUCUCAGCCUGGUGGAGUGCAUCCUUUAGUCAUCCCAUCAGUGGUAGCUUCUACUCCUGUCUUUCCCCAAGCAGCAGGACCUACUUCUACACCUUUGUUACCCCAGGUACCCAGUAUCCCACCCUUGGUACAACCUGUUGCCAAUGUGCCUGCUGUACAGCAGACUCUCAUUCAUAGUCAGCCUCAACCAGCUUUGCUUCCUAACCAACCCCACACUCACUGUCCAGAAGUAGAUGCUGAUACCCAACCCAAAGCUCCUGGAAUUGAUGACAUAAAGACUCUGGAGGAAAAGCUGCGGUCUCUCUUUAGUGAACACAGCUCUUCUGGAGCUCAGCAUGCCUCUGUCUCACUAGAGACGUCACUAGUAGUAGAGACCACAAUCACACCAGGCAUCCCAACCACUGCUGUUGCACCAAGCAAACUCAUGACUUCCACUACGAGUACUUGCUUACCACCAACAAAUUUGCCAUUAGGAACAGCUGGUUUGUCAGUCAUGUCAGUGGCCACACCUGGGCAAGUUUCUACCCCAGGCAGCUAUGUUUCAGCCCCAGUGAGCACUGCAUCAGGAAUGAAACCUGGAACUGCUCCCUCAAAGCCACCUUUAAUUAAGGCUCCGGUGCUGCCAGUGGGUACUGAACUUCCAGCUGGUACUAUGCCUAGCGAGCAGCUGCCACCUUUUCCUGGACCUUCACUAACUCAGUCACAACAACCUCUAGAAGAUCUUGAUGCACAGCUGAGAAGAACGCUUAGUCCAGAGACUAUUACAGUGACAUCUGCAGUUAGUCCUGUGUCCAUGGUGGCUCCAACAGCAGUUACAGAAGCAGGAGCACAGCCUCAGAAGGAUGUUUCCCAAGGCACAGAAGGCCCUGUCCUAGCAACUAGUUCAGGAACUGGUGUUUUUAAGAUGGGACGAUUUCAGGUUUCAGUUGCAAUGGAUGAUACCCAGAAAGAAGAUAAAAAUAAGACAGAAGAUGCAAAGUCUGUUCAUUUUGAGUCUAGCACAUCAGAGUCCUCAGUGCUAUCAAGUAGUAGUCCAGAGAGUACCCUGGUGAAGCCAGAGCCUAAUGGGAUGACAAUCCAUGGCAUCUCCUCAGAUGUGCCAGAUGGUGCCCUUAAAACUCCUGCCUCAGAAGCAAAGUCAGAAACUGGGCAACCUACCAAGGUGGGACGUUUUCAGGUGACAACUACAGCAAACAAAGUGGGUCGUUUCUCUGUAUCAAGAACUGAGGACAAGAUUGCUGAGGCAAAGAAAGAAGGACCAGUGACAUCUCCUCCUUUUAGGGAUUCAGAACAAGCUGUUCUCCCUGCAGUAAUACCAAAGAAAGAAAAGCCUGAACUGUCGGAGCCUUCACAUCUAAAUGGGCCAUCCUCUGACCUGGAGGCUGCUUUUCUAAGGGGGGAUGUGGAUGAUGGUUCAGGUAGCCCACACUCACCCCGUCAGCUGUGUUCGAAGAGUCUUCCCAUUCAGAAUCUAAGUCAAAGCCUUAGUAAUUCAUUCAAUUCCUCUUACAUGAGUAGUGACAAUGAAUCAGACAUUGAAGAUGAAGACUUAAAGUUAGAGCUUCGACGACUACGAGAAAAACAUCUUAAAGAGAUUCAGGACCUGCAGAGUCGCCAGAAGCAUGAAAUUGAAUCUUUGUAUACCAAAUUGGGCAAGGUUCCCCCUGCUGUCAUUAUUCCCCCAGCUGCUCCCCUUUCAGGGAGAAGAAGGAGACCCACUAAAAGCAAAGGCAGUAAAUCUAGUCGCAGCAGUUCCUUGGGAAAUAAAAGCCCACAGCUUUCAGGUAACCUGUCUGGUCAGAGUGCAGCUUCAGUCUUGCACCCCCAGCAGACCCUUCAUCCUCCUAGCAACAUCGCAGAGACCGGGCAGAAUCAACUGUUACAACCUCUUAAGCCAUCUCCUUCCAGUGAUAACCUCUACUCGGCCUUCACCAGUGAUGGUGCCAUUUCAGUACCAAGCCUUUCUGCUCCAGGACAAGGAACCAGCAGCACAAACACUGUUGGGGGAACAGUGAACAGCCAAGCUGCCCAAGCUCAGCCUCCUGCCAUGACAUCCAGCAGGAAGGGCACCUUCACAGAUGACCUACACAAGCUGGUAGACAACUGGGCCCGAGAUGCCAUGAAUCUUUCAGGCAGAAGAGGAAGCAAAGGACACAUGAAUUAUGAGGGCCCUGGAAUGGCAAGAAAGUUUUCUGCACCUGGACAGCUUUGCAUCUCCAUGACCUCAAACCUGGGUGGCUCUGCCCCCAUCUCUGCAGCAUCAGCUACCUCUCUAGGUCACUUCACCAAGUCUAUGUGCCCCCCACAGCAGUACGGUUUUCCAGCUGCCCCAUUUGGCACUCAGUGGAGUGGGACGGGUGGCCCAGCACCACAGCCACUUGGCCAGUUCCAGCCUGUAGGAACUGCCUCCUUACAGAAUUUCAACAUCAGCAAUUUGCAGAAAUCCAUCAGCAACCCCCCAGGUUCCAACCUGCGGACCACUUAGUGAGACCUAGAGACAUUAAUUGAGUAGAUCUGGGGGCAGGAGAUGGAAUGCUGAAAGGAGGGUGGGGGGAUGGGGAAGUAGCCUAUUUACUAACUACUAGUGCUGCAUUUAACUGGUUAUUUCUUGCCAGAAGGGAAUGUUUGUAAUACCGCUUUGAGCCCUCAGAAUGGAGACUCUCCCUCCCUCUCCAUUUAUUGGAAUGGGACAAGGAGAGAGCAACUUUCUUGUGAAGAGGCUGCUUCAGUCUAUGCUUUCCUAUUUAUCUAUACCCACCAGUGAGGCCCAGGGCUAGAAGAGAAUCUUGUUAUCAAGAAGCUACAAGAGAGCUCAAUGUAAAGCCAGAGCCCAUUUGUAUCUGCAAGUGGGUACAGCUCUUAAUUGUGGUACAAGCCCCAAAUCCCUUACUCCCUCAAGAAUUCAAACCAUCAAACAAUAUAGGGUUCUCUCCUACUCUGCCCCCAUCCCUGCUUUUUUCCCCCUCUCCUCUUUUAGAACCCAGUGAAAAAUACCAGGGGACUGGGGUUGCAACCCUUUCUUAUAAUAGGUCAUUAGUGCUUUAAGCAAAAGAUAAUAGCAGCUUUGACUGCAGCAUUAGUAAUUAGGAAAAAAAAAAAAACGUUCCCUGCGGACAUGUAACUUUGCCAUCAGUUUUGAUGUGGAAACACUGUGAUAUAUAAAUGUUGUUGGACAACAGUAGUUUUAAGAGUAAAAUAUGAAAGGUUUAAAAAGUUCACACACAAAAAAAGCUAGCUCUGUCCUUUACUUAUUGAGACACUUUAACUUUUUCCUUUGUACUUCCAUUGUAUUAGAUAAAUAAAUGUGAAUGUAAAAUUGUAUAAAUUACUGUACUUGAAUACUUCUGUUCUCCCAGUAUUGCUUGCUGGAUAUUUUAGUGCCUUGGACUUCUAUUGCUUCUGCCAUUAGCAUCGACUUACCAGAUCCCAGAUCAACAAAGGGCAUGUGGAAAGAACAUUUAGGUCCAUGUGACCCCAGCAGUGGAUAUGCCAAAGGGAAAUUGAAAAGAGUAUUUUUUUUUUAAUCAUUCAACAAUUUUGUCUAAAGCAGGUGUAAGAUAAGUAAGAUGGGAAGUUGACAUCAGUGGUUGAAAACAGAAAGUUCUGUUUCAGGAAUAGUUAGGGAGGGGUGUUACAUCAAAAUUGCACAAUAUAAAAGAUUAAGGGAGGUGUGAGCUAAGAGAAAGAAAACGAAAGGUUAAUUAAAGGGGGCACACACUUGUUUCGAAGAUACCUGACGCCUGGCCAGAUUGUCGUAAAUCUUACUGAUUUGAGCUGGGCUUGAACAGAUGAGACCUGGAAGAAAUUAAACAUAAGGAGAAGGGGAUGGGUAGCUCAUUUUUUAAGGUGGGAAGAGUGGCAGAUGGAAAAAGUUGCUCCAAGAAAAACCAUUUGGACAGCUCUCUUCAUGCACCUACACCUUGCAUUUCUCAGCUUGGGGUACUCUAUUCUAUGGAAAGCGGACCAACUUCUGAUUUAAUAAGCAUUGUAGGAAAGAAUGCUUUAUUUCUGUUUUCUCUAUGAUGAUGCCCAAAUGGUUGCAGGAUCAUAAUCUGUCGUGCCACCUAUAUUUCUACAAUUAUAACUAAUAUUCUCACAUUGUUCAUUUACAUACUCCCCCUUCAUAACUGCAACCAACCAGUAUUAUUUAAUGCUAUGUCUAGUUGUAAUGGGCAGUUCUGUUACUUUCAGAACUUUCCAGAAAUAAAUACUGUUCUAAUUGGCUAUGUUUGGGAUAUUCUCAGAAGAUGGGGAAAGAAAAUAGGACUUUUUCUUGGGUGCUGCUUCUCUUGACUUAGUUGGGACAUACCGUAUUUCCAACCUUUCACCCACCUCAAUGGCACAUCCCAGGAGUCUCCAUGAUAGGAAGAGCCUGGUAGCUAUCCAGAUCUUUUUUGUUCCAAUUUGGCCCUGGUUCUAUUUCUUUAUUAAGUUGGCCUAGGCCCCAGAGAUACCAAUGAGAGAGAGCUAAAGGUUUUAGGGAGGUAGAAAUGAAAAGGGCAGGGGUUCCAAGCCCUGCUGCAGAAGUGCUGACUUAUUUUUCUGUUUAAUUCUUGGGGAGAGGGUAAGAGUGAGAACAAAGAUGAUGCCGAGUAAAUGGGAAAUGGACCGCUUGAAGUGAAUGAAAUGAUACUUCUACCAGAGGAAUGAGGGUGCCAAAUGCAGCACAUUGUUUUGUUAUUUUUGGUUUAGCAAUUUUGAGGUCUUUUCACUUAUACACAAAAAUAAGAACUGGUUUUAUUUACUGUUGAUUUUUUCCCCUUCCUGUGGAUGAAAUAACUGAAGCCUAGAGGAAUGAACUAGUGCUACUGAACUGUUUAAAUUAUUUUUGUUAAUAGUACCCUUCAAGUAUCUUUUCCAUAUUAAAAAGAACUUUCUGAACUAUAAAUGUUUUCCUUACAUUAUUUAACAAUGUACACUGUUUAAAAAAACAAACUGAAUUCAAACCUUGGGGGUUUCUCAGCAGCCGUUAAUUGUACAUUUUGCACUAACUCUGGGUGUUGCGCUUCUUGUAAGAUUGCGCUUUGUGCUUCAGUUUGUUACCUUUGUAGACUUAUUUAAUGAAACCAUUCAAAUAAACCAAACUUGCUUUUGUUGA
Messenger RNA from Marmota monax (woodchuck), 11340 nucleotides. RefSeq names its product WNK lysine deficient protein kinase 1 (gene Wnk1). Gene Ontology annotation, biological process: intracellular signal transduction; protein phosphorylation; positive regulation of sodium ion transmembrane transporter activity. The coding region runs from base 790 to 8727 and encodes 2645 amino acids. NCBI's taxonomy places the organism in Eukaryota, Metazoa, Chordata, Mammalia, Rodentia, Sciuridae. The record is from RefSeq and is a predicted model, not a curated record. Gene Ontology annotation, cellular component: cytosol; cytoplasm. Gene Ontology annotation, molecular function: ATP binding; chloride channel inhibitor activity; potassium channel inhibitor activity. The transcript has 28 exons.